UUUCUAUGCUGUGCCAUAUUUGUACUCCUUGUGCCAGUUAUGCCUUGCCCGGAGACACUGGCAUAUGAAGAAAGACUAAGGCACUGUGAGAGAGGAGACAAGAGACCACUCAAGCUUUUGGGGGGUAAAGAUUCCUCACACGCCACUUCGUUCUUUGCUAAAUUUCCGAGAAGAAAAACUUGGAGCUGAAGGAAAAUAAUGAGGAGAGAGCAACAUAAAAGUGAGAAGCCUUUGGAACAAGCUGGGGUAAACUGAACAAGAGACCUAGUCGCGAGGUAACAGUGGCACAGAAGAGAGAAAGAAGGAACCACAGCAAAAGCCUUUCUGCCUUUCUUUCUUUAUCGGUUUGUGCUCGGACUUUAACAAACAACCAGGUGAAGACUCUACAUCCUUACAGCUCUCUUCAAAUUCAUAAGCAGAUCCAAAGCAGAUACCUCUCAAUCUGUGAAUGUGUGCAUACCGCACAACACAGAUGCCAUGGCUUUUAGUACUCAUGUCUGGUUGUGUGUUUGUAUCUGUCUGGGCAUAUGUAUCCCUCCAUCCUUGGGGGUCCCCCCUCAGCACCGUGGCUGGCUGCGUCUCUGGGAGGAGGGUGAGGGCUGUGGGGAGUGUGAUCUACAGCGCUGUCCUCUGGCGCUCCAUGACUGCCCAGCUGGGCGAGUUCGGGACAGCUGCGGCUGCUGUGAGCAGUGUGGCAACGUGGAGGGCCAGCAGUGUGACCCUGAUGGGGCUCAGGAGUUCUAUGGGCGCUGUGGAGAGGGGUUGGUCUGCCAGAGGAAAACAAAGAGAGGGCGGAGGGGCCGGGCCAGGGAGAACCCUGAGCCUAAGUGUGUGUGUCAGGCUCAGGGGCCUGUGUGUGGCUCAGAUGGAUACACCUACCCCAACUUGUGCCAGCUGAAAGAAGCUGCCAGCAGAGGAAAUGCCACCCUGAGACUCACUGGACAUGGACCAUGCUACUCUGCUCCCCGCAUUUCCAGAGCGCCCAAGGACCUCUCCAACUACACAGGAAACGACAUAGUGUUUGGCUGUGAGGUCACUGCAUACCCCCUGCCCAACCUGAGCUGGAGAAAGAAGGGGAGUGACAACUUCCUGCCAGGGGACGAUCCCCAUAUAUCUGUCCAGACUCCCUCCCUUUCCCCUUCCCAGGCUAGAGGUGGCCCCCAACGCUACACCGUCUCCACAUGGCUGCAGAUACAGGGUCUCCACACUUCUGACGCAGGGGUCUACUCCUGCAUUGCCCACAAUGCACUGGGGGAGUUGUCUGCCUCCGCCCGUCUCACCGUGCUCAGACAGAUGGUGAGAGUGAUGAGAGGGCGACAGGAGAAGGAGGAAGAGUAUUUCUAUGACGACACAGAGGAAGGUAGUGAUGAUGGGCAAUCUGGAGACUAUCUAGAGUGACCUGCUGUGUCUGACAUCCAAGAUAGUUCAUUGGAGUUUAACUCACAGAAAAUGAAUUAACUGAGUAUAACGAGUUUGUAGGAAUAGAAAAUUCUUGCCUGUGAAAUGGCAAAAAUACCAUAUCUUAAAUUCAGUAUACCAUGCAUCACUUUUGUUUUACAAUGCUACUGCUACUACUACUACUAUAUUAUCAUGGCACUUUAUGAA
This is a messenger RNA of Osmerus eperlanus (European smelt), 1605 nucleotides long. RefSeq names its product kazal-type serine protease inhibitor domain-containing protein 1-like. The coding region runs from base 478 to 1398 and encodes 306 amino acids. Gene Ontology annotation, molecular function: insulin-like growth factor binding. Gene Ontology annotation, biological process: regulation of signal transduction; regulation of cell growth. The transcript has 4 exons. The record is from RefSeq and is a predicted model, not a curated record. Gene Ontology annotation, cellular component: extracellular region; interstitial matrix. Lineage: Eukaryota; Metazoa; Chordata; Actinopteri; Osmeriformes; Osmeridae.